This is a messenger RNA of Folsomia candida, 1304 nucleotides long. RefSeq lists its product as uncharacterized. The transcript has 4 exons. The record is from RefSeq and is a predicted model, not a curated record. Bases 383 to 1030 code for a protein of 215 amino acids. Lineage: Eukaryota; Metazoa; Arthropoda; Collembola; Entomobryomorpha; Isotomidae.
UAUCGAUAGGUGGCACUAAAUUGAGCACUUUGUGAAAAUGGGGCAAUGUGAACCCGGCCGCUAAAUUCAAACCUGUACUAUAGUCAGGUCGAACAUUUCCAAACUUGUCCAAUCCUGUUUACGUAUGCCAGCCAUAGGCAAACGUUUACGUAUGCCAGCCAUAGGCAAACGUUUACGUAUGCCAAUUUCAUUCAAGAAACGUUUAUAGAUCAACACGUGUAUAUAAGCCUGUAAGCUUUUGCCAACUCCGUACAGUCGACGACUAAACUCAGACGAAGUUGGAUCUCCUUAAAUUUUAUAACUCAGGGAUUAUAUUGCAUCCUAGUGUACGACGCAAUUCUAGUGAUCAGCUCCGAGUUUUACUUCAUUGGAACAGCAGAAAAUGUCUUUUGAAUCCCUGGGAACGUUCGCACCUGGUGCCGUAGGAAUUUUCGACCCCAAAGCCCCAAGGGAAUUGAAGGGCCCUCAUGAUCGACACUGUGUUGAAUGUGGAUUGGUCAUCUACAGGCAGGCCAAGGAGCGUCUAGACAAAUGCCCGUACAAAGCAUGCAAGGCGCCGAUGAUGUUGCGUGAUGGCUUUGAUGCGAACAGCAAAUGGGGGAGAUGCCGAAUUUGUGAUUCUUUCAUCCACAGCUUUAUGAGCUUUUGCCAAUCGUGUGGUACCUCCAACACUGCUGGAAUAAACAGAAAACGGCGCUUAGAGAAAAUUGAGCAGAACCGAUUGGAGGCCGAAGUCAAGAAAGCUCGGAUGGAGUUGCAAGAUCCAGACUUUCUUCUGUGGAAGGCUGAGAAAGCUGCCAGAGAAGAGGAAGUUUUGCUGGCUGCUGCUGCUGCUGUUUCAGAAAAUAAUCCCGCCCUAAUGGACACAGAUGAGAAGGUAGGCGAAAAUGAAAAAACAGGAGAAGGAACAGGAGAGGAAAAAGUAGUAGAUGGAAAAGCGGAUGAAUGGAAGAAAGUCGCAGAAACGGAGACAGCAAGGAAAAUAGAAGAGUCAGCAGAAGAUCAUGGAUCAGUGAAAGGGACGCACUAAUUUGUCAAUUAUAUUUAAUAAUUUUGCAUUUAAAUUCACUCUUAUAGUUUAAUUAUUUCCAUUAAAAUAAUUCAUCUUAAGAUCACAACUUUUGUACUAUUAACGAUCGACUUCAUAAGCCCAACAUUACAGUUAUCUUUUAUAUAUACCAACUUUAAUUUAAUCGUAUAAAAGAUUUACAAUUAUAACAGUUGUUAUUUUAAAGUAUACAUUUUAUGUAAAUUUUUAAGUAAUAAUUCAUGAAAUAAAGUCAGUUCAUACUGCAAUAAAACUA